AUGGCUAGACAGAUAAUACCCCUUCCAAGACCCACCAACGUCGCUUAUGGAAACGAGUCCGGCGCCAAGUUCAAGAUUGGGCAAGAAGGCGUCAACGACAACAGCUCAUGCUGCAGGAACAAAAAAAUCUCGGAUGACCGGUUCAAGUCUCGGACAAAUCUACACGGACAGGAAGAAGGCGCAGGAUCGGGGUCGGGACAUGCUGCUGCAGCCUCUGCUGCAUGCGCUUCGCCCUCGAGUUCUCCCUUACAGUUGACGCAGGAGACUCUUGAGGCUACAGAUCAAGAUAUAUCAAUAACGGCUUCACAGUUAGAUACGCUCCUCAAGCUCGAAACCUUAGUUGCAAUCAACUCUUCAUUAAAGGACUCAUCGCCAACAUCUCAACCACCAAGAUCGUCCCUCGAGGCAACCUUCACCACGAAGAAGGCUCGGUCAAGAAAGGCAACUACCUUGCUUCCUCCCCCCCGCAUGAGCUCUAGGGUUGUCGUGAACAAGACUCUGUGCGAGGCAAGCCCGGACGACGCCACCACAUCCGACAAGUCAUUGUUACUGGUUAAACAAGAGGAACAGCGUCAUGACGACCGCGAGCAGGUCGUCAAAGAUUGUACCCAGAAUUCGGAGUCAAUGGGUCCCAGCAUGUCCCUGGUGAAGAUUGAACAAGCCGUGGAGAAGGAAGGAGGCUUAUUGGGCACAGGCAAGAACGAGGCUGCUACAAAGGCAGGCAGAGGCAGACUGGCCAAGCGCAGGGGAGUGAAAGCAGUUGCAGUAGGUCCAAGACUUCCCAGACCACCACGUAUCCGACUCAUCGUGGGCAAGAGGAGUGAAGGGAAGCUCGUCACAGACUUUGCAAAAGGCGACGGUAACAGCAGCGAGAACAAGGUCAAGGGCAAGGGCAAGGAGGAAGACACGGACAAAGAGAGAGUGAAGGAGGGCAACCACCAAGUUCAAGUCCUUGUCACGUCUCGCCCUGGACCUUUCUGCUACAAGUCCUCCAACGAGGUCAUCCAUCGACAUGUCCUUCUCUUGAAGAAACGUCGAUAA
Molecule: messenger RNA, 1041 nt
Organism: Linnemannia hyalina
Lineage: Eukaryota; Fungi; Mortierellomycota; Mortierellomycetes; Mortierellales; Mortierellaceae
Source: the annotation of a GenBank genome assembly